Molecule: messenger RNA, 1943 nt
Organism: Glycine soja
Lineage: Eukaryota; Viridiplantae; Streptophyta; Magnoliopsida; Fabales; Fabaceae
Product: splicing factor SF3a60 homolog
Exons: 12
Coding region: 34-1563 (509 amino acids)
Biological process (GO): mRNA splicing, via spliceosome
Cellular component (GO): nucleus; spliceosomal complex
Molecular function (GO): RNA binding; zinc ion binding
Source: RefSeq, a predicted model, not a curated record
AGGAGAGAGAGAGGCCUUAGAGAGAGAAAGAGAAUGUCGUCGACGGUGCUGGAGGUGACGCGGGCGGCACACGAGGAAGUGGAGCGGUUGGAGCGGCUGAUAGUGAAGGAGCUCCAGAAUGACCCUGCCUCCAACAAAGAGCGCUUGUAUCAGAGUCACCGUGUGCGAAACAUGAUCGACACCAUUACUUCCACCACUGAAAAGCUUAUUGGGGUAUAUGAAGAUAACGACAAUGCAAGGAAGGACGAGAUUGCUGCACUCGGAGGCCAAACCGCCACUGGAAUUAACGUUUUUAGCGCCUUUUAUGAUAGACUUAAAGAGAUACGAGAGUAUCAUAGGAAGCACCCAGUUGCUCGUGUUGUUGACGCCAAUGACGAUUAUGAAACACUUCUCAAUGAGGAACCUCAAAUUGAGUUUAGUGGAGAGGAAUCACUUGGUCGAUACCUAGACUUGCAUGAAUUAUAUUAUCAGUAUGUCAAUUCUAAGUUUGGAGAGCCAAUUGAGUAUUCUGCAUACCUUGAUGUUUUCUCAGACACAGAUAAGAUUCCCCGCAAAAUGAAAAUGACCAGGCAGUACCGAGAAUAUUUGGCGAAUCUUUUGGAGUAUCUGUUAUACUUUUUCCAGCGGACAGAACCCCUGCAAGAUCUUGAUCGAAUUUUGUCAAAGGUAACAACUGAAUUUGAAGAAAGUUGGGUUGUUGGAAAGGUACAGCGAUGGGAAAAUGACAAUCAGGAAAAUGGACAUGUACUUGCUGAGCAUGCUCCCAUUGAUCUUGAUUAUUAUAGUACAAUUGAAGAAUUGAUGGAAGUCGGCCCUGAAAGGUUAAAGGAGGCACUGGCUGCAUUGGGGCUUAAGACUGGUGGUACUGUUCAGCAACGCGCAGAGAGGCUCUUCCUCACAAAGCACACACCUCUUGAAAAGUUGGACAGGAAGCAUUUUGCUAAGGGUGCAUGUGGUGUAGAAAAGAAUGGGGUUGCUGCAGUUCCACAAGAAGAUGGAAAUUCUAAAGAAAUUGCAUUGAUGGAAGCCAAAAUGACAAAACUUUGUCAUUUGUUAGAGGAGACAAUUGCUCGAACAAAAGACAAUGUUGUAAAGAAGCAAGCCCUAACAUAUGAGGAAAUGGAAGCAGAACGUGAGGAGGAAGAGACACAAGAGGACUCUGAAAGCGAAGAUGAGGAGCAGCAGAUAUAUAAUCCCCUAAAAUUACCAAUGGGAUGGGAUGGGAAGCCUAUACCUUACUGGCUGUAUAAGCUACAUGGUCUGGGUCAGGAAUUUAAGUGUGAGAUAUGCGGGAACUACAGUUAUUGGGGGCGUCGGGCUUUCGAACGACAUUUUAAAGAAUGGCGCCAUCAACAUGGGAUGCGGUGUCUUGGUAUACCAAAUACUAAGAAUUUCAACGAAAUCACAUCAAUUGAGGAAGCAAAGGAACUUUGGAAGAAGAUACAGCAAAGACAAGGAGUGAACAAGUGGCGCCCAGAUCUUGAGGAAGAGUAUGAAGACAAAGAAGGCAACAUCUAUAAUAAGAAGACAUACACUGACUUACAGCGCCAGGGACUGAUAUGAGAAAACACAAUUUUGAAUGUUCCUCUUUUCAAGUAGUCUCUUCCCCUGGUGUGUGUGUGUGUGAAGUGGAAGUAGAAGCAGUUUGCUUUCUACAGAGUUGAUGGGGGAAAUCGUUGUUAUCUAUAAGCAAAUAUUGUGCACUACCAGGGAGAAGAGCAGGGGAUAAUAGGACAAUGAGCAAUAUUUUGUAGCUUAUGUUGUACUUAAUGAUCGAUACUCUAACCAGGAGAAGAAACAAAUAUUGCCAAUGAUGUUGCAUAGUAUUAAAAAGAUUUUGGGUGUCAGUGGCCUACUAAUGUCUAUUUUAAUUGGAGACUGAGUGAGAUCUUGGCUGCAGGUACAUUUGGAAUCUGAUUUUCAUGAAGUGUCAUUUAUGGGAA